ACGCCACGAGCAGAGCUGGAGCCGCAGACAGCAGCGGGGCUGAGGCAGCAGCAGCGCCGUCACAAAGGGAGCUCCGCGCAGAUCCAGCCCGACUCUCCGCUCGCUCGGCCUCCACAUGCUCCGCCUCGGCGGCAGGACGCGCGGCCUCGCGCCGCUGCUCUCGCUGCUCCUCGCGGCUCUAGCGGCCGCAUCGUCUGAUGUUUUUGACAACCAGCUGGGAGACAUCAGUUACUGCAAGAAGCAAUGCCAGCUCACCAUAAAAAACAAAAGCCCUGCUAAAGACUCCGUAAUGAACGCCUGUCACCGUGGCUGUCGCCUCUAUUCCAUCUGCCAGUUUGUCAAUGGAAAUGCCGGAUUCAACACCAGCAGAGAGGAAUGCCAGGGAGCCUGCCAGGAGGCCUACAUGAAGCUACUGGAGCAGGAGGCCUGCAGCACCGGCUGUGCCAGUCAACCAUCUGAACCCGAGAUCCAGAGAAUGAAGCUGAAAGCCAUGACACUACGCCCAAAGCCUCCGUCUGUGAUGGAAGCUCUAUCCAGUUGGUGCAAUGACAUCGUCAGCUCUGCCCAAAGCUUUAUCUCGUCGACCUGGACCUUCUACCUGCAAGCUGACGAUGGCAAAGUUGUGGUCUUUCAAAGCCAACCAGAGAUGGAGUAUUCCAUGCCAGAGCUGCAGGCUCCUCGAUCCAGUGUGGCUGAUAAAGCUUGGCCGCAGAUCCACCCUCAUACCCAGAGACCCCGUGGUGUGCGGGGACACAGGGAAAAGGGAGCACUCAAAGGAGCCGGCAAAGGAUCGCCAGGGGGCCAACAGACUGAGGACCCUGCAGCUGAGCAUGACUUCCUGGGCUGCAUGUCACGUCGGUCAGGCCUCCCGCGCUGGAUUUUAGCCGCUUGCCUCUUCCUUUCCAUCAUGGUUAUGUUGUGGCUCAGCUGUGCCAGCCUUGUCACAGCACCCGAGCAGCACAUCAAGACACAGCUGAGCAUCAAUGGAGAUAAAGAAUUCCUGGAGCACGUGCACCAAGUCAGCCCGUACCACCUGGGUCCAAUGAUUGCUGUCAGUGCGAAGCAGUCAGUGGAAGUUCAGGAAGCAGGGCCACUGCCGGUCAAAGUCAACCUCAGCAAAACUUGUGUUUAGGGGGGGGCUCUGCUUGCUGUGCAAUCUGUGGCAUUUCAGUGACACAAACACCUCAUGUCUCUCAGUCCACAGAGGGGUUCAGGACACAUCCUCAAAAGCAUGUAAUUCAAAUCUUCAGAAAUUUUUCUUGAUUAAUCACACAUCCCGCCUUCAAUUUACCUAUACUUUCCCGUACAUCCUUACAUUCUUUAACAAGCUUUGUCAUUGCUUAUGAAUAUGACAAAAGCUGAGCAGAGAUGAUGGAUUUUUUGUGGCUAAUUUGGACUGGCAUUGGCCUUGGAGAGUGAUUUCAUUCACCCUAUUCUCACAGCAUGAACAUGAAUUGAAGCAGCUCCAUGAGAGCGAGGUCAGAACGUCAGAGCAAAUGGCUGAAAUGAUUUCACAGGUGGCCCAUAGAUUCAAAAUGAUCUGCUCCCAGUUCUCAGGUGAGUCCUCAUCAUCAGAGAAACCUAAAGGAAGUCAGUAUUUGUUUCAACAGGUUUCUGUGUCUGCGAGCAUGUGUGAGAGUGAGUGAGUGUGUGUUAGCCUGUGUGCGUCUGUGUGUGCGUGACAUGCAAGACACUGAAUCUGCUGCUGUAUCUAUGAUUAUCCCUACACUGUAGCUGUUCGAUCCCUUUAGUUGCUGGCUGUUCCGUGUGCUUUCCAAUAGCUGACGAUGUUCUGUCCUUGGAGCAGAUGCUCAGACUCUGCAGGACAACAAUAUGUGAUGCAAAGCUUUUCAUAUUUGUUGUUGGAUAAAGUUCCGCAGUUCUAGAUAGGACGGUCUGUUUCUCUCAGUGCUUUUGAUGUCCUGUAACGCUCCGCCUGAACACAGGCUAUGUAGAAAAUAAAAACCCUGCAUGCAAGUGAACCAUAGACAGUUUAGUCUAACCACGCCCUUCAUCAGUAUGGCACGGCACUGCUGCAGUCUUGUGAUUUUUUUUCUAUUCAUAUUUACCACAGAAUUCGGUUUGUUAAAUGGUAAUAUCCUCACAAAUUGAGGGAAGUUCCUUUGAUUCAAGGCUUUUUAGAAGAUAGAAAAACUGGUUGAAGCUUAAAGUGUACCACAAGGGAUGAAAGCUGAGUAUUGUUUUAAUUCAUUUUGAUUGGCUGUUUGUUUUCAAUAAAGAAUCAUUACCACAUUGUGAAA
This is a messenger RNA of Oryzias latipes (Japanese medaka), 2261 nucleotides long. It is a transcript of the gene tmem59l, whose product is annotated as transmembrane protein 59-like. The record is from RefSeq and is a predicted model, not a curated record. NCBI's taxonomy places the organism in Eukaryota, Metazoa, Chordata, Actinopteri, Beloniformes, Adrianichthyidae.